Messenger RNA from Chenopodium quinoa (quinoa), 1669 nucleotides. RefSeq lists its product as uncharacterized. NCBI's taxonomy places the organism in Eukaryota, Viridiplantae, Streptophyta, Magnoliopsida, Caryophyllales, Amaranthaceae. The record is from RefSeq and is a predicted model, not a curated record. The coding region runs from base 148 to 1107 and encodes 319 amino acids. The transcript has 2 exons.
AAACAAUAUGUGAAACAUUUGGGCUCAUCACUAUAAAAUUCAAAGAAGGGUAUAAAUAUGUAGUAUAGCAAUUUAGAGCUAGCUAAGUAAAGAAUAUAAUUUCAGUGACCACAAAAUUAAUACUACUAGUGCUUGUAGAAGCUAAGAAUGGAAGAGAAAGAGAUAGAAAUAAUGGGCGUACCACUAAUGGCUGAAGGAAUGAAGAUAGUUUGUCUGAAAUCAAAUUACAACAACAAAUUCUUGCGUUAUAGGUAUGAAGAUGUUCAAACACAUGGCCUUCUUCAGUUUGCUGUUCACCAAGUCAUGGAUCCAUAUGCUCAAUUUGAGGUCGAGAAAUCCAACACUUAUGAUGGUCUUGUCCAUCUCAAAUCCCGCUACAAUAACAAAUAUUUGGUCAGGUGGUCGCCUAAUCACUACUGGAUUAUUGCAUCAGCUAACAAAGAAGAUGAAAAUCAAAGCAGCUGGAGUUGUACAUUGUUCAAGCCAAUGUAUUUGGGUGAUAAUAAUGAUGAUACACAAGAAAUGCGACUUCUACAUGUCCAACUUGAUCAUUAUGCAUGUUUGUGGAGGCUACAUGCCCCUUUUGAUUCAUGCUUAUUUGCAGGGUCAAAAGAAAUUGAUAAAGACUCGUGUGAUGUUUUCACUUUCGUAAAUUGGGAAUCAUUGUUUAAUUUACCCAAACAUGUUGCAUUUAAGGGGGAAAAUGGUAAAUAUUUAGGCGCAUUCGAACACAAUGGGAUUCCAUGUCUACAAUUUUCUUAUGACAAUCUUGAAGAUCCUAAGGUCGGCCACGAGUUGUUCGAAGCUCCUGAUGGUACACUUUGCAUAAAAUCGAGUCACGUUGGGAAGUUUUGGAGGAUUGGUGACGGUGAUUGGAUUGUAGUCGAUGCAAAUGAUCCUCGCGGUAGUAGCAACACUGGUGCAAUGUUUAGGGCUGUUGUGCGUGACGUUAACGUCAUUGCACUUCUAAACAUGUCAAAAACAUGGUUUUGUAAGAGAUUUACUCUUAAUGAAAAGGAAAGCUUCCUGAAUGCUGCUACUCAAAAUGUUGAUGAAUUUGCAAUACUAAAGAUGAUUGAUUUGGGAACGGGGUUAUCCUGUGUAUAAAACCAAGACUUGUCUGUGGAAUUGUUUAGUCGUGUUGCCUCGUUGUGAUUCAUCAAAUGUCUUUCCGUUUCCUACUUUCCUAUUUGGGUUGGCAACCAGGUUUGGUGUGUGGUCUGUUGUGCGCUUUUUUUUUUUUUUUUUUCUUUCUUUCUUUCUUUUAAUCUUCUUAAGUUGUAAAAUUUGCUCUUCUUUUAAUGUACUUUUUGUAAAAAUUAAAAGUAAUAAAAGGUUAUAAUAAGUUGUACUAUGUACUCAUAUUUUUUUGAUAGUUUUGCAAUGGUUACAAUAAAAUUGUGGCCAUUACAACAAUGAAAUUUAUAUCCUUGAAUCUUUGAUUGUCAUUAUAUAAAUUAGUAUCAUUCAUUAAGUUGACCAAAAAAACAACCAAGGAAAAAAAAAAAGAAAAAAUGAAUUGAUCAAUUUAUAGGAGUAUUGGGCUGAGGACAAUUGUAUGCGCAUUAAUCAAAUAAAAGAGCUAGGUUGUGGGAAAUUACCAGUUAUAAAUUAAUGAUAAUUAAAAAAAAACUUUGAACUUUUUUUUCCCAAAAGUAAACUACUCUCG